Solanum lycopersicum (tomato) is the source of this 2760-nucleotide messenger RNA. Lineage: Eukaryota; Viridiplantae; Streptophyta; Magnoliopsida; Solanales; Solanaceae. The record is from RefSeq and is a predicted model, not a curated record.
UUUGGAUAAUAACAAUAAUAGUCAUGGUAUCUAAUUACAAAGAAUGUGUUUUUUGUAGGAUUUAUCGUUCAAGAAAAAGGGAUGGAACACUCCAUUGAAAUAGAUGAUCAAAUUCCACUGCUUUCUCAAACUUAUCAAGAUGAGAUAGAAGGAGGGAUGAAAGUGGAUCCUUUAUUUGAGAAUUUAUUCAAUUCGCGUGUUAAACCAAUUAGCAUAUUCAAAGUAAAUGUGGGGCUACGUGAAUCAAAUCCAGAUGCUUAUACACCAAAGAUGGUCUCUAUUGGUCCUUACCAUAAUGGAAAACCUCAAUUUCGUCCAAUGCAAAAGAACAAACUAUUGUACCUACGACGGUUUCUUAGACGAAAGGAGAGUCUUGAUUUGGAUAGUUGCAUCAAUGAGUUGGAGGAGGAAGCAAGGAAUUGUUACGAUGAUAUAGAAGACCUCAAUAUUGGAAGCCGCGAAUUUUGCAAGAUGUUGUUACUUGAUGGUUGUUUUGUGGUUGAGUUUAUUCGAGAGCGUGUUGAGAUAGGCCCAAGACUAGAAGACGAAAUCAUCAAAAGUGACAUUGGUUGCAUAUAUAAGCAAAUACUCCGAGAUUUGAUGUUACUAAAAAACCAACUUCCUUUCUUUGUCCUCGACAAGCUUCAUGAGAUGACAAAGCAAGAUGAUGAUAUCCCAUUGGCAAUACAAGCUGUGAAGUCGUUUACUUCUUUUGUUGACAUAGAAGAAAUUAUCCAUAAACAUUCCGAUUCACCCUUAAUAAAGAUAGCAUCUAACGCAGGUGAUAUCAAACAUUUACUUCAUGCAGUACACAUACUUUCAUGUCAUGGGAACCCCACGAAAACAUCAAAAGACGACACAACGUGGACUAAGGCCAUGCCAAAUGCAACUGAGCUUUCUGAAGCUGGAGUUAGGUUUUCAAAUCAUACAAAUAGUAAUACAAAUUUGUUUGAUAUUAAGUUUGAGGAUGGAUUGAUGACAAUCCCUUGUUUUGAAGUUGUAGAUGAAACAGAAUCCUUCGUGCGAAAUCUCAUUGCUUACGAACAACAAACAUCUGAAGUACAACCUAAAUAUUUCAGUGACUAUGCACUUUUCAUGGAUCACCUUAUCGACUCAGAUAAAGAUGUCAAUUUACUUCGCCAGAAAGGAAUCAUAAAACACCGGAUGGGAGAGGACAAAGACGUGUCUAGCCUCUUCAACAAAAUCGGAAAUGGGGUCACUAUGUAUUCCACCUUUUAUUACCAUAAUGAAUCCUUAAAAACAUCUCAACACUGUCAAAAAAGAUUUAAUAGGUUGAUGGCAAAUUUGUUGCGCAAUUAUUUUAGUAGUCCUUGGGUAGGAGCUUCAACUGUCGCAGCCAUCAUACUUCUCAUACUCACAACUAUACAGACUAUUUUAGCUUUCACAGGGUUCAUUACAUAUCAAAAAAACAUCGAGAAGAUUUCAUAUCUAAAAUUAUUUAAGUUGAUAGAAAUUAAAUAUCCGGAAUUAGAGUUGAAGAAAAAAGGGAUGGCACACACUAUUGAGAUAACUUCAAUAGAUGACCAAAUUCCACUGCUUCCUCAAAGUGAAAAUGAUGAGAUAGAAGAAGGGAGGAAAGUGGAUCAUUUAAUCGAUAUAAAGGAAACAAGUGGUCAUGAUCUAGUAGGGUCACAAACAAAGAAAUCUAUAAAUCAAAUCUUUGAUGAAAUGUUUGAGGAUUUAGACAAUUCGUCUAUUAAAUCUUGUACCAUAUCCAAAGUAAUCGUAGUGCUAUGUGAGUCAAAUCCAUAUGCUUAUACACCAAAGAUGAUCUCUAUUGGUCUUUACCAUAAGAAAAAUCCUCAACUUCGUCCAAUGGAAAAGCACAAACUAUUAUACCUAAGACGGUUUCUUCAACGAAAAGAGGGGCUUGAUGUGGAAAGGUGUAUCAAUGAAUUGAAAGAACUGAAGGAGGAAGCAAUAAAGUGUUAUGAAGAUAAAGAAGACCUUGACUCAAAAGAUAGCACAAUAUCUCAUAAGGUCAUGCCAAAUGCAACAGAGCUUUUCGAAGCUGGAGUUACCUUCGUUAAGGAAGAUAAACUUGGCGAUAACACAAAUUUAUUUAAUAGUAUAAAGUUCGAGAAUGGAUUGAUGAAAAUCCCUAGUUUUCGAGUCGAAGAUGAUACAGAAAUCCUCCUACGGAAUCUCAUUGCUUAUGAGCAACAAUCAUAUGAUGUGAUGCCAAAAUAUUUCAGUGAUUUUGCAACUUUCAUGGAUUAUCUUAUCGACUCGGACAAAGAUGUGACUUUACUUCGCCAAAAAGGAAUCAUAGAGAACUGGAUAGGAGAGGACAACGAGGUGGCUACCCUCUUCAACAAAAUCGGAAAUGGAGUUUUCAUCGAUUCCGAAUUCUAUUUCAAAGAAGAAUGCAUAAAAGCAAUUGAACAUUGUAAAAAACCAUGGAAUAGAAUGAAGGCAAAUUUGAAGCACAAUUAUUUUAGUAAUCCUUGGGUAGGAGCUUCAACUGUGGCAGCCAUCAUACUCCUCAUACUCACAGCUAUACAGACUAUACUAGCUUUCACAGGUUCCGUUAAGAAGUAAUUCUCAUCAUUGUCUCAAUUGUAAUUUUGCAAGUAUACAUGUUGAUGAGCUUAUGUGUUUUUCAUGUCCACCCCUUUUGUACUGUGUUCUAAUAGUUGAAUGUUAAUUUAGUUUAUUUCAAGUAUCUAUUCAUGUAUAUAGAAUCUUGUAGCUGCAAAACAUGUAUAUAGAAUCUUGUAUUUCACUUGAUUACGAUAA